Molecule: messenger RNA, 879 nt
Organism: Racocetra persica
Lineage: Eukaryota; Fungi; Glomeromycota; Glomeromycetes; Diversisporales; Gigasporaceae
Source: the annotation of a GenBank genome assembly
GUAAUUUACUUCGUAAAUUAACCUUAAAACCAAAUAAAUCUGGCAGGUCCCAAGACGAAACCACAAACUCUUUCUUGACAAAUCCCGACUCAAUAAAUUCCACUAUAAAUAAUAAUAAAGAUGAUGCAAAACUACGAACUCCUAAUAAAGUAAAAGUAAAAUCGGAUCACAAAGGAAAAUAUAUUCCAAUUGAAAUUCCUAUUAGUAUUCAUCAAUUAGAGCAAAAGGUUGACGCCCUUGGUUCUCAAUUAAAUCAGAUUGAACAGAUGUUAAGCUCUUUGGUUCAAUCUCCUAAAGUUAUUAAUAGUAUCAAAGAUAAUUUGAAUAGUGUCAAAGGUGAUUUGAAUAGUGUCAAAGAUAGUUUGAAUAAUGACGAAAAGAAUAAUAAAAAGGAUAAUACUGAUGAAAGUAAAAACACAACCGAAGAGAAUUUAAAUUCUCAGGCAAAAAAUGUUACUCCUAAAACUUCUGAUAAUGAAGCUUCAAAAAAUUCAACAAAAACAAAUCACGAUCAUAUUCAUUACUGUAAUAAAUGCGAAGUUUGGGAAAGAUAUUCUAACGUCAACGUCGCUUUAAAAAGUUUAUUGGAAUUAAAAGAGGAAGAUUUUACUAGCGAGAUCUUUAAAGAGCUCAAAUCCCAUUUAAUGUCUAACGACCAUGUGGUAGCUGACGAUGGUGAUUUGUCUGCAUACUUGAAAAAACAUUUCUCUUCACUUACUUUUAUAAAAAGACUUGAUAUUCUUUACGAUAUGGCCACUGGUUUAUGUCAAAUUCAUAAAUCUGGACUCAUGCAUCGUGAUUUACAUAGUGGUAAUGUGAUGUGUCAACGACUAAAUGGUAGAGAUCCAGGCCGUGAUGAAGAAUAUCGAUUUGUGAUUG